Mycosarcoma maydis (corn smut) is the source of this 1071-nucleotide messenger RNA. RefSeq names its product DNA repair protein RAD14. The coding region runs from base 1 to 1071 and encodes 356 amino acids. Gene Ontology annotation, molecular function: damaged DNA binding. The transcript has a single exon. Gene Ontology annotation, cellular component: nucleotide-excision repair factor 1 complex. Gene Ontology annotation, biological process: nucleotide-excision repair involved in interstrand cross-link repair; base-excision repair; nucleotide-excision repair, DNA damage recognition. The record is from RefSeq and is a predicted model, not a curated record. NCBI's taxonomy places the organism in Eukaryota, Fungi, Basidiomycota, Ustilaginomycetes, Ustilaginales.
AUGGCGACCAUUGCUUCAACUUCAGCCAUGACGGUGGACGACAUGGAUGCAGCCGACCGAGCCUGGGCGAUCCAGGAGAACCGAUUUCGGGCUAGAGCACGGCUUCGCCUCCAGGCAAGGGCUCGCAAACCUCGGACGCCCCUGGUCAAGCUCACGAGCAGCACAGCUACGGCGACCGCAGCACAGCAAGCCAACUCGGAUGUGCCCUCUAUCGGACCCAAUGCCGACCUGCGUUCGGUGCCCGCCACUAGUCGGAAUGCCAAACUCGACUCUACUCAACGUAACGUGGUCGGCAGCAAGGGCAACGUCGCCCGCACACGCAGGGCUAACGAUGGCGAGAUUACACUGCAGCGAAACAAGGCGCUCGGUGACUAUAUCGAGUUUGAUCUUUCCAAACUUCACAACAGCAAAGGUGGUUUCCUGAUUGAUGACGAGGAUCCCUCCUCCUCGCGCAAGACCUUGGACGAGUUGCGCAAGGAAAAGGAACGCGAGAAACAGCGUAUGCGCGACUACGCCGAACCAGGCAUCUCGCUUGAUCUACAAGUACGGCCAACGUGCGAGAGCUGCGGCAGUCCGGAAAUCGUCGAUCACCCAUUCAAACGUGUCUUUGGCAUCUAUGUGUGUCGCAAAUGCGAGCGCGAGAAGCCCGAAAUCUACUCGCUCUUAACCAAAACAGAGGUCAAGGAAGACUACCUUCUGACCGACGCCGAACUCAAAGAUGAAGAGCUACUGCCGCACCUACUCAAGGCCAAUCCGCACAAGGCGACGUAUUCCAAUAUGAUGCUCUUCUGUCGUAAGCAGGUAGAGGUGUUUGCGUUUGGUCCUGGAAAGUGGGGCUCAGAAGAUGGCUUGGAUGCGGAAUUUGAGAGGAGAGAGGAGGAAAAGGCCAAGAAGAGGGGCAAAAAGUUUCAGCAAGGGCUGGCAGAUUUGAGGAAGCGAACGAGGGACAAUGUAUGGCAGAGAAGAAAGGACGACGAGCAUGUUCACGAGUGGGAGGAAGCUGACGAGAGGGGCAAGACGGUUCAAAGAUGUACACAGUGCGGAUACGCCGUCGAAGUCGAAGUGUUUUGA